Capsaspora owczarzaki ATCC 30864 is the source of this 2281-nucleotide messenger RNA. Its product is annotated as protein tyrosine kinase src. Gene Ontology annotation, molecular function: signaling receptor binding; non-membrane spanning protein tyrosine kinase activity; ATP binding. The coding region runs from base 118 to 1887 and encodes 589 amino acids. Lineage: Eukaryota; Filasterea; Ministeriida; Capsasporidae. The record is from RefSeq and is a predicted model, not a curated record. The transcript is spliced from 4 exons. Gene Ontology annotation, cellular component: extrinsic component of cytoplasmic side of plasma membrane. Gene Ontology annotation, biological process: protein phosphorylation; cell differentiation; cell surface receptor protein tyrosine kinase signaling pathway.
UUCCGUCCAGACUCUUUUACCUUCCUUUUUUUCUUCUUCUUCUUCUUCUUCCUUCUUCCGUUGCUUCCCGCUCUCUUGCUCAAGAAAAAAAACCCAACUCGAUUCGUGUUUGUUGCCAUGGGCUGCUCCAACUCUAAACCGCACGACCCGUCCGAUUUCAAGGUUUCCCCUUCUGGCGUUGCGUCCAACAGCGGGACGUUGAACUCGCGCCCGACGCGCGAGGGCACCUCUGCCAUCACGCAGCCGUCGACCACUUUCACGGCACCGACCCCGUCGACCAACUCACUCAAGUCCCCCCAGUCGGGAGGCUCGUUCACGUCGCAAUCGUCGACCGCCCAAGCAACCGCAACCCGACCAAUGACUCCCUCCGCAACCCCAACCGCCAUGCCGCCCAAGCCCAACCUGGGUGCGCAGAUCCAACAGCCCCAGGCCGUCUCGCCAAGAGCCCAGCCAGUACAGCAACGGCAGGCCUCGAUGCCGCACAUCCGAACCCCCCAGCCACCAACACCGCGCACGCCCGAGCCCCCGGCGGCCCCGAACAUGUACGUCGCGCUGUACGACUACGACGCGCGCACGCGGGAGGAUUUGAGCUUUGUCAAGGGUGACAAGCUCAAGAUCAUCAACAGCUCGGACGGUGACUGGUGGCAGGCACAGUCGCUCGUUUCUGGCAAGAUUGGCUACAUUCCCAGCAACUACAUUGCUCCGAUCCAGGGCCUUGCCAAGGAGGACUGGUUCCACGGCCGCAUCAAGCGUCAGACUGCCGAAAAGCUGCUCACCACCAUUGGCACUGUCGGCACCUUCUUGCUGCGCGAGUCCGAGUCCAAGCCUGGCGAUUACUCGCUGUCGGUGAACGACGGCGAGCAAGUUAAGCACUACCGCAUCCGCAUCCUCGAUAACGGCGGCUACUUUAUCACUGGCCGCUCGACGUUCGCCACCCUCGAUGAGCUCGUCGAGCACUACCGUCGCGAAUCCGACGGUCUGUGCGUCAAGCUCACCGACCCUUGCCCGCCCGCCGAGAAGCCAACCAUCCCAGAUCUGGCGUACAACAUGAAGGACCAAUGGGAAAUCCCCCGGUCUACGAUUGUUCUCUCGCGCAAGCUCGGUGCUGGUCAGUUCGGCGAGGUCUGGGAAGGCACCUGGAACAAUGUCACCAAGGUUGCCGUCAAGACGCUCAAGCCCGGCUCCAUGGCUGCGGACGAUUUCCUCAAGGAGGCGGCCGUUAUGAAGACUCUGCGUCACCCCAAGCUUAUUCAGCUGUACGCUGUCUGCACGGACGGCGAGCCGAUUUACAUUAUUACCGAGCUCAUGCGACAUGGUAGUCUCCUCGAUUAUCUUCACGACAAGGGCCGAGUUCUUAAGGUGCCACAACUGGUUGACAUGUCAGCCCAAGUUGCCCAGGGCAUGGCGUACCUCGAGUCACAAAACUUUAUUCACCGCGAUCUUGCUGCUCGUAACAUUCUCGUUGGCGAGAACAAUAUUUGCAAGGUUGCCGAUUUCGGUCUUGCUCGUUUCAUUUCCGACACCGAGUACGAGGCUCGCGAAGGUGCCAAGUUCCCCAUCAAGUGGACUGCACCCGAGGCUGCUCUUUACAACAGGUUUUCGAUCAAGUCGGAUGUUUGGUCAUUCGGCAUUCUUUUGACCGAGCUCAUCACCUACGGCCGUAUCCCUUACCCCGCUAUGACCAACGUCGAUGUCUUGCACCAAGUCGAGCGAGGCUACCGCAUGCCCGCACCACAAGGAUGUCCCGAGCAAUUGUAUCAAGUAAUGCUUGACUGCUGGAAGGCCAAGCCCGAAGAUCGCCCAACGUUCGAAUCGCUCGCAUGGCGAUUGGAGGACUUCUUCAUGAACACGGAAGCAAGCUACGCAGAGGCCAGCACUGUCCAAUAAUUUGUUUAAUUUUCUCGUCCUUUCGUCCACGUCUGCUUGUUGAUCCUUGUGGACUCUUUGAGCUGCCCGCUCGUUUCGUUUGAGAACAACCAAACCUUUCCAUUUUCAGUGGCUUAGGUUUGGUUUGUGCUUGUUUGCGUUGAUCUCUUUGACUCGCUCGUUAUUGGUUCUUCCCUUUGCCUUUUUGACUUUUUUUUUUUCCUUCUAUAAUCUUCCUUGUGUGCUUGUAUGCGUGCUGUUGUGGUUGAUUUGCUGUUUUCUCCCCUCUCUUCUUCAUCUUUGUCACCUUUGCUGUUCAUGUUUGAUUUCCCCCCCCCCUUCUCCCUCCUCCUCUUGUUAUUCGUGCGUGGUGUUUUGUUCUCUUCAAAACAAUGAAAACAAACUGUAAAACACA